This is a messenger RNA of Oryzias latipes (Japanese medaka), 2772 nucleotides long. It is a transcript of the gene nyx, whose product is annotated as nyctalopin. Gene Ontology annotation, cellular component: plasma membrane. The record is from RefSeq and is a predicted model, not a curated record. NCBI's taxonomy places the organism in Eukaryota, Metazoa, Chordata, Actinopteri, Beloniformes, Adrianichthyidae. Gene Ontology annotation, molecular function: protein binding.
ACAUCGGGUGGAGCAGAGCCACAUGCCAGGCAGAAGGACGGGACGGGCGUGAUGGACGUGUGCAUUUGGAAGGUCAAUUUUACGAUACAUGGAUGUUUGGAAAGACCUGCAGAUCUCCCUUAAUCCUGGCAUGUCCCAGAUGAGAGACUGCAGUAAUGACUGUCAUCACGUUUACUGUCUCUGUGCUGUGCCUGCUGCCACCGGCAGUUCUGGCCCGCUGGGCCUGUGUUCGGGCCUGCCCCCCAUCCUGCAGCUGCACCGCCGAGAAGAGCUGCAGCGUGCUCUGCGACCGCUCGGGCCUGGCCGAGCUGCCCAAAGAGUUUCCCUGUGAGGCUUCGGCCAUUAACCUGGAGAAGAACAGCCUGAAGUUCCUGUCUGAACGGGCCUUCGGAACCCUGCCCUCUCUGAAGAUGCUCACUCUGGACCACAACAACAUCUCCUUCAUCACUCCAGGAGCCUUCAAGGGUCUCUCCAACUUGGUGGAGCUAAAAAUGGCGCACAACGAGUACAUUAGCUACCUUCACACGCGGACGUUCACGGGGCUGAAGAAGCUGCUGCGGCUGGACGUGUCAGACUGCAACCUGUUCAGCAUCCCCGACCGCAUCUUCCUGGAGCAAACAGCGCUGAAGGAGCUGCUGUGCUUUCAGAACAACUUUAGGAGGAUCCCGGGAGCCCUCAGAGGCAUGGAGAACCUCACCCACAUCUACCUGGAGAGGAACAAGAUUGAAGCCGUGGCAUACAACUCCCUGCUGGGCCUGGGGAGUCUCAAGUACCUGAACCUCCAGGAGAACCGGAUCAACGUCAUCCAUGACAAUGCCUUCCAGGACCUCAUUCGUCUGGAGAACUUCUACCUGAACGACAACCUGCUGUCCGAUCUGCCCAGGUCCGCCUUCAGAGGCCUCAGCCGCCUCAAGAUGCUGAACCUGGGGGGGAACCAGCUGAUCAAUGUGUCCAAAACCUGGUUAAGUGACCUGGUUGAGUUGGAGGUUCUGUACCUGGACAGGAACCAGCUGCAGAACAUCGAGGAAGGCACCUUUGAGAAUCUGACCAGCCUGAUCACCCUCCACCUGAACAGCAACAACCUGACCACCCUCCCCUUCAGUGUCUUCCAGCCCAUCUACUUCCUGGGCCACCUGUACCUCUUCAGGAACCCCUGGGAGUGCGACUGCUCCCUGGAGUGGCUGAAGGACUGGAUGGAGAACUACAAGCUGGUGCGGGACAUCCCCUGCGCCUCGCCGUCCUCCGUGGCAGGGCUGGAUCUGAGUCAAGUGGUCUUCGCCAACAUGAACGGUACUUGUGUGGACCCGACGGACCUCAACCUGACCACGGCUUCCUCAGACUUCAUCCCCACCACGGAGAACCGCUUCAACAGCCUCAUCUCCAAGCUGCUCCAGCAGGAGCUGCGGGAGGAGACGGGCAACAGCACGGACGGCCUCCGCAACGGGACGCUGAUGGAGUCGGAGGAGGGGCAGCUCUCCGCAGGGGCGGGAGGGCAAGGCGCCCAGAGGAAGCAGCUGCUGCUGUGCUGGGCUGUGGCCUGGCUCCUCUUUGGUUUGGCUGGCCUCUCAGACGACCUUCCCUGCACAUGAGAGCUGCUCUGACCAGGGAAGAGUUUUUUGGGCCUAGUUGCAUGUCAGAGCGGCAAACACAGGCGUGAGGAAGGGCGUCCGUGCUGUGGCAGUGCUGCACCGUCACAUGGGAUUCAUGUGUUUACAAGUGCUACACGAGUUCCAGCAGAGCCGGUUUCAGGUGAAAGGCACACAGACGUCCUCAUUUCCUGCCAAAGGCUCUGUUUGGAUCGUGUCGUAUUAGUUUUCUACUCCUGCAUGUCAGCUGCAUUCAUUCACAUCUGUGUGUAAAGUUGAAGGAGAUGAGCGAUCUCCCAAACAGACCUUCUCGCCGCGCUUCAUUCUGCAGCUUUUCCAAUAAAUGCAUUCAUAUUCUUCUGGCGUGCAGCUCUGGGUCGCUGCUGCUGGCGUUUGCCACCACGUGACGGAGGCUUUGGCCUCAAGUGGACGUCCUGUUCUGGAGCAUCCGACGUGCAACAGCAAGAAGCAGUUGAUGGACGGACGGCGGGGGGAGAUUUCCACACUAGAUGUGUGCUCAUGUGGGGGCUUUCAUUUGCAGCUUGGUGUCCCAGGCCGUUGGUCCGCUUCUUCUCAGAAAUAAAGAGACGUCUGCUGGCGAUGCGCCCGCUCAGUCACUCGUUCAGCCACAGUUGAAGAGUUGACCGCUUUCCGAGGUGAGCUCGCAUUAAUCCCUCAGCCAUUACUGCUGGAUUAUAGGCCGGUACUUAGAUUACUGAGGGGGCAGCACACUCUCAUGCAGCUGUUUGUGUCCUGGAGUGCAGAUGAAAUGUAACAGAGACUCAAACAGCAGCUCUGGGCAGUUUCUUUUGAUGGCUUUUUCAUUCGUUUCUACAAAAGAAUUUUAAAAAAUUCAUUUUUAACCACCAUCAGCUUUAUUUCCAAGCAAAGAAAUUUGUAUUGAAAUGUUUUCUUUUCAAGAAUUUUCAAGUAAAAUCUGAAUAAAAAAAGCAUUAAAUGUUUGAAAGAGAGACAGAAAAAUCUGAACUUUUUAAUAGAAAAUGUAAUUGUGUUUUAUUCUGGACUGCAAUGAUCACAUCGGUUUUGUAAUCCUUCUUUCUUUCUUUGCCUUUAAGUAAAAAAUACUUACAAAAAGAAAUCAAUUCGCAGAUAUAUAGUACCUAGAGUGAAAAUACAUUUUUGGCAUAAAUACCCCCCCUCCAAAAAAAAAAAAAAAAAAAAAAAA